Clupea harengus (Atlantic herring) is the source of this 1311-nucleotide messenger RNA. It is a transcript of the gene pdcd10b, whose product is annotated as programmed cell death 10b. Gene Ontology annotation, cellular component: FAR/SIP/STRIPAK complex. Gene Ontology annotation, biological process: positive regulation of MAP kinase activity; regulation of Golgi organization. Gene Ontology annotation, molecular function: protein kinase binding. The record is from RefSeq and is a predicted model, not a curated record. Lineage: Eukaryota; Metazoa; Chordata; Actinopteri; Clupeiformes; Clupeidae.
UUCCUAAAAAUCAAUCUACCCGAAGAAGGCGAAUGCUGAUUUCCGUCUUCCGUCUUCAUCUAGAAAAGAAAACACAGCUGAACAACAAAAAGGAAGCCAUUAUUUUGACUAAAUUGUGUACGUUGUUGUGUCAUUUAUAAAGAACUGGGAAAAGGGUGCUUCAGGGCCAUAGGACAAGGCUACUGUUAGAAAGUAGUGGCCUACUUCCCUUGCUCAUUUUCACAAGGAGUAGGCCCUCCAUUGAGGAUGACAAUGGAAGAGAUGAAGAAUGAAGCUGAGACGAACUCGAUGGUCUCCAUGACAUUAUACGCAGUCAUGUACCCCGUUUUCAAUGAGUUGGAGAGGAUAAAUUUGUCGGCGGCACAAACACUGAGAGCAGCAUUCAUUAAGGCAGAGAAAGAGAACCCAGGACUCACUCAGGACAUCAUUAUGAAGAUCUUGGAGAAGAAGAAUGUGGAGAUCAACUUUACAGAGUCUUUGCUUCGCAUGGCUGCAGAUGAUGUGGAAGAAUAUAUGAUUGAAAGGCAGGAGCAGGAGUUCAAGGACCUCAACGAGAAGGCAAGAGCACUGAAGCAGAUUCUAAGCAAGAUCCCAGACGAGAUCAACGAUCGUGUGCGUUUCCUGCAGACCAUAAAAGACAUAGCCAGUGCCAUAAAGGAGCUGCUGGACACAGUGAAUAAUGUGUUCAAGAAAUAUCAGUAUCAGAACCGCCGGGCACUUGAACACCAAAAGAAGGAGUUUGUGAAGUACUCCAAAAGCUUCAGUGACACCCUGAAAACAUACUUCAAAGAUGGAAAGGCGAUAAACGUCUUUAUCAGUGCCAACAGGCUCAUCCACCAAACUAACUUGAUACUUCAGACCUUCAAAACUGUUGCCUAGGAGGCCAGGGCCUAGAGGUGUGACAUUUAUGCGGGAUAUGGGCACCUAUAUAUGUAAAAUACAUUUUUUUUCCUUUUUUUUUUUUUGUUUCAAAGUAUAAUUUAUAAACCUAGCCUCAUGUGAAAGAUUUGAGGUAAGGCAUUAAAGACAAUUUAAAAUCUAUAUUAAUUUACUUUUAGCUUCCUAAUCACGAGUUCACCACUGAGACAGCUUCACUACCUUUACUUUUACUUUCGCUCCAAUCAAAUGAAAGCCAAAAGACUUUGCGCCUUAAAAGUGUCAUGCAACAUUCCUUAUACAAAGUGUAAAUAUUGGUAUUCUGUCUGAAGUUCUGAGAUAAGGAAGAGUAAGAGGUGGGAGUAAUGUAUUUAACAAAAACUUGGUUGCAAAUGUUCAAUAAAUAGUUUCCAAAUGUUGAAAUUUUUAAACUUG